GGAGGCGGUCACAGCCACAACUCGGGAUUUGCGAGCCAGUGUCGGGAUGGGGUCUGUUUCCAACCAGCAGUUUGCAGGUGCGAAGCCGGGCGAGGAACCGGCCGGAGACUCGCCCAAGGCCGAGAACGAAUCUCAGCCUCUGCACGGCUCCGGCAUCUGUAAAUGGUUCAAUGUCCGCAUGGGCUUCGGCUUCCUCUCCAUGACCGCCAAGGGCGGCGCGACCCUGGACUCGCCCGUCGAUGUCUUCGUGCACCAGAGCAAGCUCCACAUGGAGGGUUUCCGCAGCCUGAAGGAGGGCGAAGCUGUCGAGUUCACCUUCAAGAAGUCAUCCAAAGGUUUGGAGUCCAUCCGGGUGACCGGCCCGGGAGGUGUCUUCUGCAUCGGCAGCGAGAGGAGACCCAAGGGCAAGAGCCUCCAGAAACGCAGAUCGAAAGGAGACCGAUGCUACAACUGUGGUGGGCUGGACCACCAUGCCAAAGAGUGCAAGCUCCCGCCGCAGCCCAAGAAAUGCCACUUCUGCCAGAGCAUCAGCCACAUGGUCGCCAACUGCCCCGCGAAAGCACAGCAGUCCCCCAGCUCGCAGGGCAAACCUGCCUACUUCCGAGAGGAGGAGGACAUGCACAGCUCGGCCCUCCUCCCCGAAACCCGGGAAUGAUGGUGGGCGGCAGGGAGAGGGGGCUUCCACCGGGAUGAAAAGGCUUUGGCAAGGCAACGGGGCAGCCGCGGGGGCUUGGAGGAUGGACGGCAGGGUGAAAGACUGGGGAGGGAAGGCAGCAGUGCUCAUGGCAGGGACCUGGUGUCCCCGCACAGACCUUUUCCCCCUGUUCCCAGCCUGGGAAAAGCUCUGCCUUUAAUCAGGAUGGCUUGUUCCAAACAUAGGGGAAGCAGGGCCCAACACACCUCUUCCAGCUAAAAAGAACCAAACCUGUAUUUCAUCUAACUUUAUUCUUCUCCUAAAGGAAGCCAGGCAAUAGCGUCUCUGGGAGGAGGAGCAGAGAAGCGACACCUCAGGGAGGAGCUUAUGGCUCCUUGUUCUCCUGAGUUUCAAGCAGGCUCUAGCAUGGCUUGGAUGAGCGGCAGGGGACCCACUCCUAUGCCUGCCCCAUCCCGCUCUGCUGCAAGGAGGAAGGCCAAGAGGGGAAGGCUGGCUGCAGAGCACUGGGGAGAUGCUGUGGGCUGGCCCCACGGGUCCCCUCAUAGUUUCUCACUUGCAGAUUGAUCUGGGGAUUUGCAGUUUCUCUGUGGUUGCCCCACUGCUGAAAGCAGCAGAGCCCAGCUUUGGGCUCAGUCUGGAAGGAAAUGGGGCAUCUCUGGGGUCUGGGCUAACGCUGCCUGCUGCGGGCUGCGAGCUGCAGCUUGGGGAAGAUCAAGUCGAAAGAAAAACACUUAUUUUCCCCCUACCUCUUCCUAAGUGCCAGCCCAGAGAGCACAAGGUGGUUUAUGCAGCCAGCUCCUCCCCUCUAAGGCUUCUCCCUGCCUCUGAAAUGCAGAGCUGGGGAGUAGGAGGGCUUCACAGAGCAGAAAUGCUCCUCCCUAAGUGU
Molecule: messenger RNA, 1541 nt
Organism: Pezoporus flaviventris
Lineage: Eukaryota; Metazoa; Chordata; Aves; Psittaciformes; Psittacidae
Gene: LIN28A
Product: lin-28 homolog A
Exons: 4
Coding region: 47-655 (202 amino acids)
Molecular function (GO): zinc ion binding; nucleic acid binding
Source: RefSeq, a predicted model, not a curated record